AUGGCGCACCACAUCGCGCGCCAGAUGGUCGGAUCGGACGCCAACCUAGCUGACCGAGCACGACCAUCUUUCUCAGCUCCAAGCGCCUUCGGAGAGCUUCCGCCGCGAGCUGGAUCUUCAAGUUGGUUCACAAAUCCUUCGGUGGUGUUUCUUGAACCCACAUCGAGCAGAUCCCGUCAACAAAAUUCGGAAAAUGUAACUGAAGGUGAAGGAAGCUAUGUCGAAGAUUCAGAAGGUUUGUUGUUUGCUGAAGAUGCAAGCCAAUAUGAUUCAGAUGAUGGAGAUGUUUCUUCGCAGCCGCUGCCGCCCUAUGUUGGGAUGGUGUUUGACACAGUUGACGAUGCUCGCAAAUUCUACAAUGACUAUGCCUUCAAGUUGGGGUUUGGAACGCAUAUAUCUACUUCAAAAUUCACGCAGAAGAGAGGUCAAAAGAAAGAGGAUGCAACCCUCAUAAAAAGGGUCUUUGGAUGUGUGCACGCUAGAAAGCCCGUUAAAACGGAAACCAACAGCAGUUCAGAGAGCAUUGCAACUCGAACCAGCAACUCUAGUAGGCAGCCUAGUGAGGGGAUGGAUGUCACAAGAAAACGUCAAAAAAACAGAAUGCCGGAGCGUGUUAGGUACUACCGCUCGCACCGCAGCAUACCCAGCGAGGACUACCAACUAUUGUUGACGCUGCAUGAUGUGAACCUCUCCAAUUCAGAAUGCAUGAGCGUCCUUGGCAGGAUCCAUGGAGGUGACACUAGGAUACUCCCAUAUGUGAAAAGAGAUGUUACAAAUGAACGUGCAAAGCUCCGCAAAGGGUUAACAUUUCGAGACAUGGAUAUGACAGUGAAGUAUUUUGAGAGGAGGAAGGGUGAGAAUCCAGAGUUUUUCUUUGCGAAACAGCAAGAUCCUGCAACAAACUCAGUUACUGCAUUGUUUUGGGUUGAUGGGAGAACAAGGGCGUUGUACCCGAAAUACAAAGAUUGUGUAUUCUUUGAUACAACAUUCUGCACAAACAGAUACAACAUGCCAUUUGCUCCUAUAGUUGGUGUAAACAACCACCUCCAGACAAUUGCACUAGGAUGUGCCCUGUUGCCGGAUGAAACUAUUGACACAUUUAAGUGGGUUUUCCAGCAGUGGAUGGUUGCGAUGGAUAACGAGCAUCCUACCAACAUCAUGAUUGACCAGGACCAAGCGAUGGCAACAGCCAUUGAUCAAGUGUUCCCGAACACUUGCCACAGGUGUUGCAAGUUUCAUGUUCUUAGCAAUGCACGGUCCAAGUUGGGAAGGCUAUUGAGCAGAGAUGGGGCUUUUGCAGAUGUGUUUUACACUUGUAUCAACCAAUCUGAAACCGUGGAGGAAUUUGAGGAAACAUGGCAGCACAUGUUGCAUUGUUUUGAAGUUGCAGAAAACAGACACCUCAAAAAUAUGUGGCGAACAAGGUGCACGUGGGCUCCAGCAUAUUUCAAGGACAAAUUCUUCCCGUUCACGAGCACAACAGGCAGGUCUGAGGGUCUCAACUCAUAUUUUAAGACCCUGAUUCGACCAGCUGAUUCCGUUUGGAGAUUUGUGCAGCAAUAUGAAAUGUGUCAAGAAACUAUGCUUGAUCGUGAGGACAAUGCUGGAUUCACUGGUGAAACAACAGCUCCGCCUCUAUACUCUCGCUACAACAUCGAGGGCCAAGCUGCUGCGUACUACACCCGCACUGUCUUCGGUAAGUUUCAGAAACAGGUGACAGCAUCUACUGGCUUCAUUGUCAACCAAGGCACUGACUACCAAGGGCAAGGCGUCGUGUUUGAGCUGAAAGCAACAUCCUAUGAGAACCCGAAGCUGUAUUUUGUGCAUGCUGUGAAGGAUGAAGGGUUGUUUGAGUGCAGCUGCCACUACUUUGAGAUGAAUGGGCUGAUUUGUGCACACAUAAUAAGGGCGAUGGUUCAUCUCAAUGUGCAAGCAAUUCCACAACAAUACUUAUUGGAGAGGUGGUCCGAAGCAGCCACUACAAGCAUGGGUAGGACUGGCAGGUUGCUGGACUUUGGGCACCCCUCGACAAACACACUGAAAUACAACUCCUUGUGUCGAAGGUUGACAUGGCUUGCCUCUAAUGCAUGUUGCAAUGAUGAUGCCUAUAGAAUAUUGGAUGAUGCAAUUAAAGCCCUUGAGCCUGCCAUAGCAGCGGCCAAGAGAGGAGCCACUCCUGAUCAACAAGCCACGCAACAUAGUGAACCUCCAACACCACCCGCUGCGACGACGGUAACAGUGAAUGGUGACAUGCCACAACGAGAACGCUCCGAUAUGCUGCAAAACCCAGCUCGUGUGCCUAAGAAAGGCCGACCAACUGACAGAGAGAAGAGAAAGAAGACCCUUGUAGAGCAGCGAGAUGAUGAACAAAAAAAGAAGAUGAAACAACAAGGGAAAAAAGCAACAACAUCGGACAAGACAACAGCUCAAAAAAGGACUGUUCGCUGCAAGCACUGCAAUGAAUUGGGACACAAUAUUCAGACAUGUGGCACCCUAAAAGCUGCGAUGGAGGCGGCAGCAGCGCCCUCAAAAUGCCAAUUCUGCUCUGGGAUUGGACAUGCAGUCCCAGAAUGUCAAUACUUGAGAGCUGUGAUGGCAAAUGAUCAAAGAGUUGCCCAAAUGACGCAACUGAACCUGUAG
Hordeum vulgare subsp. vulgare (domesticated barley) is the source of this 2640-nucleotide messenger RNA. Its product is annotated as protein FAR1-RELATED SEQUENCE 9-like. Gene Ontology annotation, molecular function: nucleic acid binding; zinc ion binding. The transcript is spliced from 4 exons. NCBI's taxonomy places the organism in Eukaryota, Viridiplantae, Streptophyta, Magnoliopsida, Poales, Poaceae. The coding region runs from base 1 to 2640 and encodes 879 amino acids. The record is from RefSeq and is a predicted model, not a curated record. Gene Ontology annotation, biological process: regulation of DNA-templated transcription.